ACCACAGCGUCAACUCUUUACAUCCUUGCAUAUGCACCCUUACACGCAACGCCUUCGUUACGGGCUCUAUUUCCUCCUUUUGGGUAGAGUAUAGCAGGGCUGUUUGGAUAAUAGACUUUCGGACUAGGACCAGCUGGCACUUUGAUCCCUAUAUUAAUUUUCUACCGGCAGCAUGCAGCGAACGCUCCGAACGCUGGUGUCUCGGUGCAUCGGCGCUAGCUGCGGCAGCGCUGGGGCACAGCAAACUGGAGCAUUAGCACUUAACGGCAUUAGCACCUCGGGUGUUCUCGUCCAGAACCAGCCGCUGUCCACCUCAGCCGUCGCCAGCGCCAGGGCCCUUCUCCCUGCGGCGCUGCUUGCCAGCGCCCCUCGGUCAUGCUGGUGGAUGAUGCAGCUAGCGCAGGCGCCAGAUGCACCCUCCACCUCCCGUCACUACGCCAAAGCAGCCAAGGGCGGUGCCCCUGCUGCCGCCGCUGCCCCCACUGGCCCUAAGCGCCACCGCACCAGCUCAACCAAGCUCUACUCCUGCCGCAACGACCGGCUGCGUCACACGCACGAACAGAUCUGGCCCACCAUGCAGCUGACGGAGGCGGAGGCCGCCAUGUUCCGCCGCAACAGCCGGCUGUUCGUGGUGGACAUGGGCCGCAACAUCUCGUUGCAGACCAAGUUCCGCAUGGGCCAGCAGGACCCCGCGCAGCAGGCGGAGGCAGCGGAGGCGGAGGCGGCGGGCGUGCCGGCGCCACCUGUGAGCCGGGCGGUGCCGUACCACCAGGCCCGCAACCUGCUGUAUGAGACGCAGCUGCACCUCGACGCGCUGGGAGAGAACCCGAGGUACCUCAGGGUACGCAAGGUGGGCUCUCUGUACGCCGCCAAGCUGCAGAACGUGCGCAAGCUGCGGCUGCUGCUGGGCUUCCAGCGCCGCGGCUACGUCCAGAAGAUGUACGAGCAGAGCUUGAUCACCCGCGGCCCACACCGCAUGUGGAAGAUGGUGUGCGCCAUGGAGUCCAAGCUGCCCAUGUUCGUCACGCGCAUGGGCCUCGUGGAGGACUCUGUUGGCGCCAUGACGGCGCUGAAGUACGACAAAGUGUAUGUCAAUGGAAUGCAGCCCGCCAUGCCGUACAAGGGAUACCUGACCCCGGGCGAUGUGGUGAGCCCAUCCGCCGGCAGCACGCCGUACUUCCGCAAGCGGAUAGCAAAGAGCUUGGAGCCGCUGUUGGGGGAGGCUGUGCGCUGCGUUGUGUAGUGGGCCUGGAAGCGUCAGAUGGGGUCUUGGGAAGGGAGGUUCGAGGUUGAGGAAUGUCUCGUAAGCUCAGGUGCAUCUUUGGCGCAGCACUGGCGCCACCUGUUCUUUGAGCAGGCGCCGCGCGUGUCCGAACUGCGUUUUGGCCUGGGCCAGGGGGAAGGGAGCUUGCAUUAUGGUAGCCAUUGGAUUCCCGCAUGCCUAGCACGUUUUGGUUACGGGCACGGCCCCCUGGGCUUUGCGCUGCUGGGUCUUUUGAGAGCUGUUGCUUUUUCCGCACAAGGGUUCAUCCGGAGACCGCGGUUUCCAUAGGCUUGCAUGAGAAGUUGGCCGGUGCUGUCUUGCCAAUCGGUUUACUGGUGUAGAUUACGGUGCAGCCGUGGUUCGGGUCCAUGGGUUGGAUAUAAGGGCCUGCAUUGGUUGUAUUGCUCCUCUUGGGACAUGGACCUGAUGAGGGCACCUUACCAAGGAAACAAUGCAUUGUGAAGGCGAAUACCGUGCGUCGCAGCUGCAAGUGCGAGAUUACUAAGCUCUUUGUAUGGUGCGCGAAGUACUACUGCGGUUUUUGUUUUUAAGAAAGCGGUCUGGAGAGGGCCAGCCUUAGCGAAGGGAGCUAGCGAAUGUCCUGGGUGCCAGUCCGCUGCUGCUAUUACUACUGUUAGCUUACAGGGCACCAGGUAUGCCAAGGACAACCUCUUGGCAGCGCGUCUUUGUAAUGCUUUAACGUUCG
This is a messenger RNA of Astrephomene gubernaculifera, 1970 nucleotides long. The record is from the annotation of a GenBank genome assembly. NCBI's taxonomy places the organism in Eukaryota, Viridiplantae, Chlorophyta, Chlorophyceae, Chlamydomonadales, Astrephomenaceae.